AUGGGUAAUAAAUGAUGCUUGCAUCUAAAACAGGGAUAUGAAGAGCAAAAAGAUAGUCAUACCGAAGAUCAAGGAGGCUCAGAGGAUUAUUCACUCAAAAGUGUGAUUGAAAGUUCUGAUACUACCUACAGCAACCAAUUCCAGAAUAGAGUCAAUGACUCUGAGAAGUACUCUUUUGAAGAAGAGACAAAGUCAUCUGCUUUUACUGAAAGCGACAGGAAGUUAUGGGCGAAGCAGCGUUCAACUGAUCCUGGGGAUGAAGAGUUCUUUUCCACUUCCAUCAACCUAAUUGACUUCAAUAUAAUAUCUCUAGUUGGAAAGGGUUCUUUUUCCAAAGUUUAUCUUGUUCAAAAAUAAGGAUAAUGGGCGAUAUUAUGCCAUGAAGGAGCUCAAAAAGGUGUCUUUAAUAAACGAGAGGAAGAAAAAGAGAGUACUUACAGAGAAAUAACAUCUUUUUGAAAUUUAACAACCCUUUCAUUGUAAAGAUGUACUACUCAUUCCAGACAGUGGACAAGAUCUAUUUUAUCCUGGAUUUUGUCAAUGGGGGAGAACUUUACUCCCAUAUGGUCAAGGAGGUUAGGUUCUCAGAGCUUAAGGCAAAAUUUUAUGCAGCCGAGAUUGUCAUUGCCCUGAAGACACUUCAUGAAGCUGGGAUAAUUUAUAGAGACUUGAAGCCUAAUAAUAUACUUCUUGAUAGCCAAGGACAUAUUAAGCUUAUUGACUUUGGGCUUUCUAAAUUUCUUGAGCCAAAUAUAGAACCAACAACAAGUAUUGUCGGGACUCCAAAUUAUAUUGCUCCAGAAAUUUUACAGAAAAAGAAGCAUACCAGCAUGAUUGACUGGUGGAGUUUUGGCGUAAUGGUUUUCGAAAUGAUAACAGGCAAUCUCCCAUUCUUAGACCAUACAUGACAUUCUCACAAGGAUAUAUACAGAAAUAUUCUUACUAAAAAGAUAAAUUUCUCAAGGAAGUUUUCAAGAGAAGCCAAAGAUUUUGUAGUUAAGCUCCUGCACAGAGACCCUAGCAAGCGGCUUGGAGCCAAAGGAACAAAAGAAAUAAUGGACCAUGUGUUUUUUAGUGAGGUAGAUUGGGUAAAAAUUGCAAUUAAGGGCUAUGUAGCUCCUUUCGUCCCUGAGACAAACGGGGAAACUGAUUUAGCAAAUAUCUCCCAAUGCUACCUUGACCAGAAGGGCUUGGAGGAGUCAGGUGACAUCAGGAUGACAGAUGCUGAAAAAGAAGAUAGAUAUUUGGAAGAACUCUCCUAUAAUCACUCAAAAGCAUCUGUAGAUAGUUAA
Messenger RNA from Moneuplotes crassus, 1292 nucleotides. The record is from the annotation of a GenBank genome assembly. Lineage: Eukaryota; Ciliophora; Spirotrichea; Euplotida; Euplotidae.